Rotaria sp. Silwood1 is the source of this 828-nucleotide messenger RNA. Lineage: Eukaryota; Metazoa; Rotifera; Eurotatoria; Philodinida; Philodinidae. The record is from the annotation of a GenBank genome assembly.
AUGUUGAAUAGACUCUAUGGACAUCUUGCUCCUAUAAAUGAUUCCAAUUUGUGUAUGGUUUUUUUUCGACGGCGAUGUAAAAAAUUUAUUUCAACAACUAAUGAUCCAUCUCGUUGUUUUUGUGGUCGACUAGAAUCUGAACAUGAUAAUAAUGCUGAAUAUCAUCCAUUAUCUCCUGUAAAGCCACCCAAUCGUGCGCUUAAAUCUAUAUCAACCAAACUUCUUUUUACUAAUCCGUCCCUUGAUCAAUCUGAACAUGAUUUUGAACGAUGGAAUGUUGCUAAACAUACAACACUUUAUCCAACAAACGCAUAUGGAAUUAUUGAGUUUGAAAAUAUGCUUCAUCCAGCCAAAGCACAUUAUUUACGCUUAGCUUAUGAUACAAAUCCAUCCCAAAUUGUUCAUCUUUUUACAAAACAAUGGCGAUUACAAUUACCAAAUCUUAUCGUUAGUAUUCAUGGUGGUAUACAAAAUUUUGAAUUAGAACCCCGUCUUCGUCAAGUAUUAAAACGUGGUCUUUUAAAAGCAGCAAAAACUGCUGGUGCAUGGAUAUUUACAUCAGGUAUGAAUACAGGUGUUGUUAAACAUGUUGGUGAUGCACUUUUUAUGAGAUCAAGAAUUCGCUCAAAUAUUGUUGUCGUUGGUAUUGCACCAUGGGGUGUUAUUCAAGGACGCGAACAAUUAAAAGGACAAAAUCAAACAAUUUCUUAUCAUUCAGCAGCAGUUGUUACAGAAGACAAUUGUGCAACAUUAAAUAGUUCACAUAGUUGUUUUUUACUUGUUGAUAAUGGAACAGUAGGAAAAUAUGGUGGAGAAGUUAUACUUUGA